AUGGAUGAGCCUUCCUACUGUUUUUACAGGAAUGUUGCGCAGUUCUUGUUGACAAUCUUCGACCAUCAGUCACAGCCGAGAAAUGUCACAAUGCCACAACAACCGCCGGCGGCAGCUCCACGAAACGUAGCCGCCUCGGCACGAUCCGCCAGUAGCAUUAUAGUGCAGUGGCAGCAACCACAAGAAGAACAGUGGAGUGGCGAUAUUUUAGGGUAUAUUGUGCGUUAUCGACUAGCAGGUUAUACACUUCCAUGGAUCGAGAAAAAUGUCACAACUAAGGACGCACGUAAUACAGCAAUCGAUCAGUUGAUUACUUGGCGAGAAUAUGAGAUCCAGGUAGCGGCAUACAAUCAUCGUGGCUUGGGUGUGUUCAGCAAGAGUAUCUAUGUAACAACUGCAGAAGGAGUUCCAACCGAAGCACCUAAGGAUGUGGCUGCGAAUGUACUCAACUCCACAGCUGUGGAGAUUAGUUUCACAGCUCCAAAUCAACAGCGAAUUCCUGGUGUUAAUCUGGGCUACAAGAUCGAGUUCUGGAAGGGUGCACCGCAAUACGGCAAUCUCUAUCGGCGAGUACUAGUAGAUCCAACAUCGCAAGAUCUACAUGUGACCAUUGGUGGACUGGAAAAAUAUGGUCACUACAACGUCACUGUGCUCUGCUAUACUUCGCCAGGAGAUGGUCCACGUAGUCAUCCUAUUCUUAUUGUCACUGACGAAGAUGUUCCGGAUGCUGUUAUUGGACUAAGCAUCACCGAUGUGAUGUUCAACGGAGCUGUUGUGACAUGGGAUUUGCCUAGUAAUCCAAACGGUGUAAUUACGCGAUUUGUGGUGCGUUAUUGGAAUGAUGCAUCUCCUGACGAUAAGACCAUAUUGGAAUUUGAAGGAACACAGCGGAAUGUUACUAUUAACGGACUGACUCCAUCGACACGUUACACAAUUGAUGUUAUGGCGUCCACUGUGAAAGGCGAUGGCCCACGUGAAGAAACGAAGUUCGAGUCAGGCGUUCCACCUGAAAUACCUGGUCGACCGAGCGCUCUCACCGUGUCCGAGAUACGUGCAAGAUCGGUACAGCUGAAUUUCGUUCCCGGAUUCGAUGGACAUUCAGCUAUCCGGCAGUGGAUUGUUGAGGCAAAAAUAGCUGACUCUAGUGUUUUCAAAGUUAUUUAUAAUGUAAGUGCUCCCAAAGCGCGUUCAUUUUCGGUCAACGGACUUCGACCAUUUACUCGAUAUCAACUUCGUCUUAUUGCAGAAAAUAUAAAAGGGCGCGGAGCUCCUAGUGAACCUUCAGUAGCGUUUGAGACAAAGCAGACGAAUCCGGAGACCCCAACUUCACGUUUAUUCGCAGAGCCUCUUUCUUCGAAAUCACUAGCGUUAUCAUGGACACCAUUGUUGGCGAACCAGUGGAAUGGGCAACCGAAAGGAUACCUUAUACUUUACAGAAAGGCUGGCACUAGUUAUUGGCAUGAAAUUCGAAUACCUUCACUGCGUGCAAGUGAUUUCGUUCUCCGAGACUUACGACCUUUUACUGCGUAUGAGGUACAACUAUUCGCCGAAAAUAUGUUUGGACGAAGUGCAUCAUCCGGUGCAUCUGAGACAAAAACCUACGAAGAUAUUCCAUCUGGUGCACCACGUAAUGUUCGAGCUGACUUAGAUAAGAAAGGUGGUUUAGUAGUACAAUGGGAUCUGGUAGACGAAGGUCUAGUCAAUGGGAAUGUCCGCAGUUAUGUGGUAAUGCCAGAGGCACCAACUGGCGUCGCAUUCUCUUUGAUUAGUGAGGCUGAAGUGAGACUUAAGUGGACGCCACCAGAGAAUCCAAAUGGAAAGAUAAAGGUGAUUAAAGUUAAGAAGUUGUAUCAUGAACCAUCGUAUCAUGUGUCCUACUGGAAAUCAACCGAAGAUCGAGCCACCGCAAUCAGAGCCCCAUUGUCAUCGACUCUUUUGUUUUUCACAGCGAACGUGUACGGUUACUUCUUGGCUUUAGGCUUAGAGGCAAAUCAACAAUACACUUUUGCUGUACAAGCCGAGAACUCUGUUGGAGUUGGACCUGAAUCUGUAGUGCAAGUAGUGACGAAUUCUGUGAGAGUUCUAAUUCAAACACUUCCUUCAAACUUAGAACCUGUACAAAAUCCACCUGUACCUAUUCGAAAUGGCAGUGCUAGGUAUGAAGCAGACAAAAUUGCCAUCAGAUGGGACGACGACAAUUUCCAAAAGGGUGAUGGGACUCCUGUUAGAUUUGUACAGGUUGAAUACCAAAAGUCAAAUACUGAUGAUUGGAUCGCUUUGGACAAAGUCAUAGCUGGAUGGAAGAGCGCACACUUAAAUCUGUCUAGUGGUUAUUUUUAUAAACUUUGCCUUUCUGAAAACUACAACUAUUCAAAUAGGCUCUUACCAAAUUCGGACUAUCGCUUUCGUAUUCGUUUCCUCGGCGAUACAUCGCAAUCAGUCUGGUCAGCCGAGUCGGAAUGGAUGCAAACAUUGCCUGCCCAACCAUCUACAGCUCCGACAUCGUUAUUAGGAUCACCAUACGACUCAACAAGUCUUCUGUUACAGUGGACUACUCCUCAAAGAGAAACAUGGAAUGCGGAUGCCAUCGGUUACCAUAUAGCCUUCCAAGAGUAUCUGUUGUCAGUAGAUAACGAUACGUGGGCUACUAUUGAAAUUCCACCGAAUAGCACAUGGCCUGUGAAAUCACAUCAUUUGCUACAUAACUUGGCAAGUUUUCGGCACUACAUAAUUCGAAUGAGCGCAUUUAACUCGGAAGGAAAUGGGCCGUUCUCAUCACCUAUUUUCAUCUAUGUUGGGUAUUCCAUUCCGAAAAAGAGUGUUUCAAACGUGAUCGUGGAUCCUCUUUCUUCCACUUCAUUGUCUGUUAGGUGGGAUCCGUGGUCGGUGAACGAAGACGAGGCAAUCACUGGUUUCAAGGUUCGAUUUGUACCUGUGACUUCUGUAUUAUCACCGUCGAGUCAUGAAGAGGAGUUAAUGGUUGUGGAAAAUAACAGCUGUAUAAUCACCGACCUUCGGAAAUACACUGAAUAUCAGUCUUCGUUACGGGUUUGUUUAUGCCGUAAUAAAAGACGGUUCCAGAUUUCUAUUACUCCAUAUAAUCGUGCCGGAGAAGGUAAUGUAGCGCAAGUUCGGAUGCGAACGUUAGAAGAUGUCCCAGGAACAGUGGGAGCAUUGAAAUUCUCCGACAUUUUGCUCGACUCAGUCCACGUCUCAUGGAAACCACCAGUGGAACCGAAUGGCGUGAUCACUGGCUAUAUCGUGAACUACCGUACUUUCAAAAUGAAGGUAACUCUGAAACAACUGAUGAUUCUAUGCCAUGUGACCUCCUGUUUCCAGGAGGAGUUCAAAAAAGAGGUACAAUCUCGGACGCAGCAAACAUUCUAUCCGGCGACAAAUUUAGAAGAGGGUGUCACCUAUUUCUUCGCAAUUUGGGCUGAAACGUCUGCCGGUAGAGGGACAGAGGUUACAGGCAAUGUAACAUUGGGGCCAAAUCCUGGUGGCCCACCUGCACCAAGGCGUUUAUCGCUAACACCUGGCCCGUCGUCUGUAACGUUGGAGUGGAAAGAUGAUAAAAGGGAAGACAUUAUUGGACAUUUGAUUCAGGCUAAACUGGUAUCGAAGGAUGUCAGUGAUGUUCAAUUUAAAAAACCAAAUAAGCGUUCUGUUGGGCGACCCACGCAUAUUCAUGGUAUAUGGGUGACACUAAGGGUGGUUGAAGGUACUGGGCAACAGCAUGAGGUCAGUUAUCGCGAACUAGAACCUUCAAGCUUCUAUGUGUUUCGAGUGUUCGCUCGCAAUGAGCUAGGAAUUGGCAAGGCAAGCGCAGAAAGCGAACAACUGUUUGUUCCAGCUUUCAUCCCAGAAGAUCCAUUUUACACGACAUGGUGGUUUAUCGUUAUGGUGGCAAUGUCAACUUUUGUUGUAAUUGUGCUCCUUAUCGCAUUUCUAUGUAUCACUGGUUCUGCUGCAAAAUACAAACGCGAUAAACGUCAUUCUGUGGACAGCCUUCACUUAGCUAAUGGGAACUUCGUAGCGUUCCAGAUGGAGGCUAAUCAUCGAGAUCUACGAAGCAGAGAGAAGAAUGUCAGCCGCCUCAAUGGCUACGCAAAAGUGGGCAGAAAACAUCUGUUCUUGUACGACUCGGAAAUGCAAACCUAUGAAGGAGAGGUGAUCAUCGCUUUCACGCUCGCUUUUAAUUUUUAUCUAUUUAUUAAUUUUUAUCUAUCUAUCUGUCAGGACCGCCAAUGUCUUCCAGCUUUUAAUGAAAUAUCAGGGAGCGGAUAG
Angiostrongylus costaricensis is the source of this 4287-nucleotide messenger RNA. The record is from the annotation of a GenBank genome assembly. NCBI's taxonomy places the organism in Eukaryota, Metazoa, Nematoda, Chromadorea, Rhabditida, Metastrongylidae.